GGUUCACGUUUCUAUGAAAAAGACAAAAGUUGUUAUUUUCGAGCGCCUCAACCGGAAUUCCGUUCUACUAUGUCCCCAAAAGCACUCCUGAAAUUUUGAGCCGAUUUGGUUGGAUUUAGUAGUUCCACCAUCGAUCUAAAGUUUGUGUGGUUUUUGAGAAAAUUACUGUGGAAAAUGAGCAAUUUCUAUAUCGUAACAGAAAAAAAUGCACAUUUUUUUUUCAAAUGGCUUCAUUCUCGAGAUUCAUAUAGAUAUUGGUCUGGGGAAUAACUUUGUAGAACAUUGCGAAACGCUGCGAAUUAAUCCUAAAAAGAUACUAGUACCUUUAGAUAACCCAUUUUGGAGGGGCUUCAUGGUGUGGGUUAAAACGGGCCCUUUCUCGUUUGUUGCUUUUUCAUCGAUGGUGCUUUGACUUCUUUAAUCAAUGUUUAUGAAAGUUAUUUUUAGAACCAAUGCGAAAUUUUAUUUCAAAACAACCAACGAUUGGUUUGGCCUGCGGUGUUCAUUCUUUUCGAAGCGGUGUUGUUCCAGGUCGUCAGAAUGUUCACGAGACGGUGUGGCCACCGGGGAUGUUCCAGGUCGUUAGUUCUCAGGACGAUGUGGCCUCCGAGGUUGACGGAAAGCUUAAAAGACGGUUUGGCCACCGGUGUUGUUGUAGGUCUUUAAAAAGUGUUGUUCCAGGUCGUCAGAAUGUUCACGAGACGGUGUGGCCACCGGGGAUGUUCCAGGUCGUUAGUUCUCAGGACGAUGUGGCCUCCGAGGUUGACGGAAAGCUUAAAAGACGGUUCGGCCACCGGUGUUGUUGUAGGUCUUUAAAAAGUGUUGUUCCAGGUCGUCAGAAUGUUCACGAGACGGUGUGGCCACCGGGGAUGUUCCAGGUCGUUAGUUCUCAGGACGAUGUGGCCUCCGAGGUUGACGGAAAGCAUAAAAGACGGUUCGGCCAAUGUUGAUUUUCUAAGUCGUCGAAAUGUUCUUAAGACGAUGUGGCCACCGGUGAUGUUUCUGGUAUUGUUGUUUCUUAUAGUUAAUAGGACGGUUUGAUGUUGUAGGUUAGUUAAGGGACUAUAUGGUCACGGAAUUUUGUAUAAAUCUUUGGACUGUGUGGCCAUCGGUGCUGUUACAUGUCUGUAGUUCAUGGGACCAUAAGAAAAAGUCUGCUGAAAAGUGUUCCUCCGUUGCACAGCAACCUAAUUGUUGUAACGUAGUAACUUGGAAUUGUUUGGAAUUGAUUUCAUUUCAAAAUUCCAUCGUCCUCUGUCCAGUAUAGAAGUAAAAUGGUCAAGACACGCAAGGAGGCGUCCGUUUCGCUGGUCGGAACUACCGACCCGGAAUCGUUGGUUCAACAGGUUAAGCUGCCGACGGUGGGGUGCGUUAUGAAAAGAUUUUUUUUUUUGUUAAGCUCGUUGAACUCCGUGGUGUUUGCUAUAAAUAAAACGACGUCCGAGCUUCUACAAGUAUGGCAAAAAACCACUAUUAUUUGCCAGAUGCACAAGAACGUGGCCAGGACCAUACGGAAUCUGCUUGCAGAGCUAAAAAUGGCGCAAAAAGACUCUUAUCGCGACACCGAAAGGAAGAGGAAGUGGAGAAUAAGGAUGGAUCAAUUGCUGGAUGUAUCCCUGAAAAAAGUUAUCAUUGAAGACCCGAAAGUUGCAGAAUUUUUAGAAGAUCAGAGAAAGGAGCGAAAUUUUUCUUUAUCAAGUAUUAACGAGCCACAGCUGUACAAGAGAACUAAGAACGAACAUAAGCACGCAGAAGAAGAAGAAGAACAAGAAGCUACAGAUGUUGAACAUGAUUUCAAGCCACCACCACCAAAAAAGAUCAAAAAAAUGCAACAAAGAAAGAGCGAACCAUCCAAACCGGAAAUUAUAACGGAGGACGUUGCUGAAGCUUUGGAUCGAGCAAAACUUUCCGAUAGACAGGCAUUAAAGAUCAUUUUACCGGUUAUGGACGCUAUGGGCCAAGAUCCUGCCGACGUACCAAUUUCAAGAUCAACAAUUAGCCGGAAGCGGAAACAUGCGCGAAAAGCCAUCGCCCAAAAAAUUCGAAAGGAGUUUAUUCCGGCUGACCCGAUGGUAGUCCAUUUUGACGGGAAAUUGUUGGAAAAUCCGAACGGGUCCGGAAAAGUUGAGCGAUUACCGACACUAGUGUCUUGGGACGGAUCCGAGAAAUUACUCGGCACUCCAGCACUCGUCAAAGGCACAGGCGAAGAAGGAGGCAAAUCAGUUUACGGAUUGCUGCGUAAGUGGAAGUGCGAUAAAUUUAUCCAAGGAUUGUGUUUUGAUACAACUAGUGUAAACACAGGACGAACUAACGGAGUAUGUGCCAAUCUUGAAAAAUUGCUAGGACGAGAGCUACUCUGGCUAGCUUGUCGGCAUCAUGUGUUAGAAUUGCUGCUAUCUAAGGCCUUUUGCAUCUGUUUUGGACCCACAACAUCGCCGGAAACUAACCUUUUCAAGGUAUUCAAAGAAAACUGGCCUCUGUUUAAGAAGAAUUCACCGAAACCUAUGCGAAUCAAAAAACAUCAUCAAACUUUUCGAGAUUCCACGGUGCGAACUCUUAAGUCCAUCCGAGAAUGGCCGAGGGAUGAUUAUCGCGAGUUGUUUGAUCUAACUUUGUUUGCUUUGGGGGAAAAGCCGCACGAUUUUUCUUGGAAAGCGCCGGGAGCGGUGCACCACGCGCGAUGGAUGAGCAAAUUGAUUUAUGCCACAAAAAUAUUCUUGCUUCGAAAAGAAGGACAUUUGAUUGGACUAAAGAAAGAAGAUGAGAAAAAAAUCGAGCGGUUUGUUCUGUUUGGUUCGCUCAUCUACACAGCAGCUUGGGCAGAAGCACCACUGGCGACGGAAGCAGCCAUCAACGAUCUGAUGCUGUGGAAGAACCUUCAGUUAUUCAAAAAGACUGAUUCCGAAAUCGGUGACGCCGUAAGCAAGGUACUUGAAAGACACCUCUGGUACUUAUCGGAGGAUCUGCUCGGCAUGUCUCUGUUUUCUGUAAAGGUAAUUUAAUUUAAAAAUAAAUACAACAUAAAAAAUAUGUUAUUAAUCAAAUAUUAUAUAGCUCUCACAUCGCGAAAAAGACGAAAUUGUCAGGGCCAUGAAGGCGAAAACCGCCAGCGCCGAACGAUCUGUAACCGGCAACAAAAGUGUUAUAAACACCAAGAACCCAUCUUUGGCCGACUUUGCAACCCAGAGAUCUUUGUUGUUUUUUACCAAGAUGGAGAUAGAAGCAUCAUUUAUGGAAAGCCCAUCAGCGACAUGGCAGCAAAAUUUGAACUUCCAGAAUGGCGAAAAACGUGUGAAACAACUGAUGAUCGUUAAUGACCUGGCUGAGAGGGGCGUCAAAUUGUGUGAAGAAUACUGCAAAAUUUUAACCAAAGAUGACGAAGAGAGAGAGUUCAUUAUGCAAGUUGUUGAGAAAAAUCGAAAGUCCAUCAGCACAGAUUGCACAAAAAAGGAACUCAUGCUUGCAUUGAAGAGUGCAUGAUUUAUUACCUAAUCUUUAAUUGUUGACCUGUUAAUUGUUGAAGUUUGCGUUCAGUUAUUGAAUUAAAUCAUUAAAAAUGUUACGAAAAUAAUCAAAACAACACAAAAAAAAGUCUUUACUUCUACAAUGAUAAUAGUCCUAAACUCUAUCCGAAAGUCUUGAUCUCAUCUACACCCUCCCAGAGCAUUUCAACCGGUGGUCCUAUCGUCCCAUGCACUAACACACUUGACACAACACAAAACCGUUCCAUAAACAUUCCGACGACCUAGAGUAACUCCGGUGACGGUCCUGAGAACUAACGACCUGGAACAUCCCCGGUGGCCACACCGUCUCGUGAACAUUCUGACGACCUGGAACAACACUUUUUAAAGACCUACAACAACACCGGUGGCCGAACCGUCUUUUAAGCUUUCCGUCAACCUCGGAGGCCACAUCGUCCUGAGAACUAACGACCUGGAACAUCCCCGGUGGCCACACCGUCUCGUGAACAUUCUGACGACCUGGAACAACACUUUUUAAAGACCUACAACAACACCGGUGGCCGAACCGUCUUUUAAGCUUUCCGUCAACCUCGGAGGCCACAUCGUCCUGAGAACUAACGACCUGGAACAUCCCCGGUGGCCACACCGUCUCGUGAACAUUCUGACGACCUGAAACAACACUUUUUAAAGACCUACAACAACACCGGUGGCCGAACCGUCUUUUAAGCUUUCCGUCAACCUCGGAGGCCACAUCGUCCUGAGAACUAACGACCUGGAACAUCCCCGGUGGCCACACCGUCUCGUGAACAUUCUGACGACCUGGAACAACACCGCUUCGAAAAGGAUGAACACCGCAGGCCAAACCAAUCGUUGGUUGUUUUGAAAUAAAAUUUCGCAUUGGUUCUAAAAAUAACUUUCAUAAACAUUGAUUAAAGAAGUCAAAGCACCAUCGAUGAAAAAGCAACAAACGAGAAAGGGCCCGUUUUAACCCACACCAUGAAGCCCCUCCAAAAUGGGUUAUCUAAAGGUACUAGUAUCUUUUUAGGAUUAAUUCGCAGCGUUUCGCAAUGUUCUACAAAGUUAUUCCCCAGACCAAUAUCUAUAUGAAUCUCGAGAAUGAAGCCAUUUGAAAAAAAAAUGUGCAUUUUUUUCUGUUACGAUAUAGAAAUUGCUCAUUUUCCACAGUAAUUUUCUCAAAAACCACACAAACUUUAGAUCGAUGGUGGAACUACUAAAUCCAACCAAAUCGGCUCAAAAUUUCAGGAGUGCUUUUGGGGACAUAGUAGAACGGAAUUCCGGUUGAGGCGCUCGAAAAUAACAACUUUUGUCUUUUUCAUAGAAACGUGAACCAC
Molecule: messenger RNA, 4813 nt
Organism: Culex pipiens pallens (northern house mosquito)
Lineage: Eukaryota; Metazoa; Arthropoda; Insecta; Diptera; Culicidae
Exons: 4
Coding region: 1275-3002 (575 amino acids)
Source: RefSeq, a predicted model, not a curated record